CCGCCUCGUUCAUUGUUCAUCUUCCAAGCCACUUGAUCAAUGGAACGCCAAAGCACCAAGCGACCAAGAGAAUCAUCAGCCGAACAAUCUUCGCUGCUGGAGAUCGGUAAUGGAAAGAAGCAGCGUCUCCACGGCGGCAGUGACGACGCCAAGGAACCUCUUCCUAGAACAUUCUAUGAUUUCGAUCUGUCGUUCGGCGUCUUCGAUUUCCCCUGGUUGAAGGAGAGCCUGAUUUAUUCCGAAUCCGAGGACUGGAAAUUGGACGAUGUUUUCUUCACCUCCUUUUACAAUGGAUUAUCCACCGCCGAUGCUACUUCGAUUGGGACGGAGUUGUCGUCGGGGCAAUUGGUUUGGAGUAAUCUGCCGGAUCCUUGGGAGGCGGAAUACGAGGCACAAGUGCCGCCGACGACGCUGGACGACGGCGGAGGAGGACAGGCGGGGGAGGGGAUGGAUUGUAUCUGGAGCUCUCUGCUAAAUCAACCGCUUCAACAAGGGAGUAGAGCGUUGUAGAAUUGGGCGUAAUGAAGUUCGUGUUCUCUCCCAGAGCCAUCGGCGGCUCCUUCCAACCACUUGGAUCCAAUAAAAUUAAAAUUCUCCUGUUUGAUGGAAA
This is a messenger RNA of Cucurbita maxima (winter squash), 610 nucleotides long. RefSeq lists its product as uncharacterized. The transcript has a single exon. Lineage: Eukaryota; Viridiplantae; Streptophyta; Magnoliopsida; Cucurbitales; Cucurbitaceae. Bases 40 to 510 code for a protein of 156 amino acids. The record is from RefSeq and is a predicted model, not a curated record.